AUGACGACCGAGGAGACGACGGGAACGUGGUCGUCGCGUGAGCAACAGCACCCGCCACGUGGGUUUCAGUUUCCAGACGGCCGAACGGCGACGUUCGUUUCAGACUCGACGGGUUCGAUGUACACGCGGCACUCGGCCUACUCGGCAAUCACGAACCCCCGAUACGCCGGGGUGCCGCCGAAGACGUCGUACAUGCCGUCGAGAAGUGCACAGCAUCACACGAGUUCUCACCACAUCCGCAAGAGAAAUGAGGUGCUUUUUCGAAACAAAACGUGGCACGGCUGAAAGGGAAUUUCAGACGAGGCGCUACACCAUCAACGACUUCCUGCAGGCUUUCGAGAAGAAGGGGAUGGAGUUGGACACGUCGAAAAAGUUGGGACGUGGCAAGUACAGCAAGGUGUACAAGGCGGUCGACAAGGCCAACAAUCGACUCGUUAGUCAUUCGUUCCGACGCCUUCUCGAUUCCCGAACUCCCGAUUCAGGUAGCCGUCAAAGCAAUAGACAUUCACGAGCUGACGGCCGACGUGAAGACCAAGUUCCUGCCGCGCGAGAUCAGUUGCUGGCGCAAGCUGAAGAAUCCGUUCAUCGUGGGACUUCAUGCUCAGUACGAGGCCCAGAACAUGAUCUUCCUGUCGAUGGAGUACGGCAAUCAGGGAGAUUGGUAAAUACGGAUUACAGUUCUCUAAUUGAAUUGAGUUUUGAUUUCAGCUCCGUUUUGUUCAAGAGAACGGAGGAUCGAGGAGAGCAAAGCGGGCAGAUUCAUGUCCCAACUGAUGCGCGGGCUCCAGUACAUGCACACGGUCCGAGCCGACCCCUGACUUUUCUGUUAAACUCUUUCCCAUUCAGAAACAGAUUGCCCAUCGCGACAUCAAACUCGAGAACAUCAUUCUGUUCGACGACUGCGUCAAACUCUCCGACUUUGGCUUCGUGCGCACCGUCGACAGUCAGACCGUCUCGCACACUUUCUGCGGAUCCAAGUCGUACUCGGCGCCCGAACUGCUGCGUGGCAUCGGCUACAACCCGUUCCUCUCGGACGUCUGGUCCCUCGGCGUCGUCGGAUUCGUCAUGGUCACCAACCGGAUGCCGUUUGACGAGAAGAAGCCGAAUCACAUGAUCGUCGAGUUGCAGAGGUUUGCUACGUCGUCCGAGAUGCUCGUAAGCGCCGAUUCCUGAUUUACAGAAACCGUCAGUACGUGAUCCCUCCAACGGUUUUCCUCUCGCACGCGUGCAUUUCCUCGUUCGAACUCAUGAUGACUUUCGACGUGAGAGGCCGUCCCAAUUCGACGCAAUGCCUAUGCCUUCCCUGGAUUUCUCCGCACAUUGAGGUGUCCGACCGCCGUUGCGGGUGGGUUCUUCCGAUCGAGGAAGAAAGGGCGGCGAAAUGAACGGAUUUGAUUGCAGAUAA
Messenger RNA from Caenorhabditis sp. 36 PRJEB53466, 1405 nucleotides. NCBI's taxonomy places the organism in Eukaryota, Metazoa, Nematoda, Chromadorea, Rhabditida, Rhabditidae. The record is from the annotation of a GenBank genome assembly.